Messenger RNA from Rhodotorula graminis WP1, 864 nucleotides. RefSeq lists its product as uncharacterized. Gene Ontology annotation, cellular component: endoplasmic reticulum membrane. Gene Ontology annotation, molecular function: 3-dehydrosphinganine reductase activity. Lineage: Eukaryota; Fungi; Basidiomycota; Microbotryomycetes; Sporidiobolales; Sporidiobolaceae. The record is from RefSeq and is a predicted model, not a curated record. Gene Ontology annotation, biological process: sphingolipid biosynthetic process. The transcript is spliced from 5 exons. The annotation marks the transcript as partial.
CGCGGCGCUCACGUCACCAUCGUCUCGAGGAGUCAGGCCAAGCUCGACAAGGCCCUCGCGCUCGUCAAGACGCACCGCCAAUCCCCGUCCCAGAUCCUCCAAGCCUUUGCCUGUGACCUCACCGACCCGUCCGCCGCCGCCUCGACCCUGCGCUCGGCGUGUGCCGCCCACGGCGGCGCCGCACCCGACUCGCUCUUCGCGUGCGCCGGCGGUGCCGUCCCGUGCCUGUUUGCCGACAUGGGCGCCGACGAGCACUGGCGCUGCAUGGAGUGGAACUUCCGCACUUGCCUCAACACGGUCCACGAGGGCGUGCGCGCCAUGAAGGCGGCCGGGCCGAGCGCGGCGGGCCGCAAGCGCAGCGUCGUCCUGACGAGCUCGGUCCUCGCCCUCAUGAGCUUCACGGGCUACUCGAGCUACUCGCCGAGCAAGUACGCCAUCCGCGGUCUCGCCGAGGCGCUCCGCAACGAGCUCCUCCUGUACGGCAUCUCGGUCCACCUGUUCCUCCCGGCGACCAUCCUCUCGCCCGGGUUCGAGAACGAGCAGCGCCUCAAGCCCGCCCUGACCAAGAAGAUCGAGGGCCCGGACGAGGGCUUGUCGCCCGACGCUGUCGCCAAGGAGCUCAUCAAAGGCCUCGAGCGAGGCGACUUCUACAUCACGUACGAGCCCGUCGGCCACAUGCUGCGCAACUCGCGCGCCAUCACGCCGAGGAACAACGUCCUCGGCGACGCCUUCUGGCACCUCGUCGGCACGAUCGCGUUCCCGGUGUGGCGGUGGAUGUCGCCCGACGGCGAGGUCAAGAAGGAGGCGCGGCGACUCGCUACUGCCGCGGCUGCGGGUGGACAGGGCGAGCGGGUCGAGCGGUGA